CUGACAUCAGACAUCUAAGCAAACGUGCUUUUGGGAAUGUGUUGAUUUAUAAACAAUAAAAUGUCUAUGUUAGCUGAACCACGGCGAAAACAGAAAAUAAUCAAUCUCCGCGCUAAAAAUAAUGCGUGGAGCAAUGAUACAAACAAGUUUGGACAACGCAUGUUGGAGAAAAUGGGUUGGAGUGCUGGAAAAGGGUUAGGUGUAAAAGAAAAUGGAAUAGUUGAACAUGUGAUCGCUAAAUACAAGAAUGAUGACAAAGGUCUUGGUUAUGAAGAUAAAAAUGACCAGUGGACCAAGCAUGAUGACGAUUUCAAUGCUUUAUUAGCGAAUUUAUCAAAUGAUAAAGAUGAGACUAAAGAAGUUUUGCAUAGUGGAGUUUCAUUAGAAACUAAGUCAAAGAAAAGUAAAGCACGUAUACACUAUCAUAAGUUCACUCGAGGUAAAGAUUUAUCAAGGUACAGUGAGAAAGACCUUGCCAAUAUCUUUGGAAAAAAAAGCUUCAAGGAAGAAACCAUUCUAGAUAUUGGCAAGGAAGAAAUAGACUCAACUGAGAAAGUCUUUACUGAAAAGGGCAGCAUGGAAGAUUAUUUCAAAUCAAAAAUGUCAGCUUUGAAGUCAAAAAUAAUAUCAAGCGAUGUGAACUGUCAUGAAAGCACUGAUUGUCCAGAUUUCGUAUUCCAAGGGUUUUCUUGCACAAAAGAAGAUGGAGAUAAUAUAGUAAAGGAAAAAGAAUCCUUAUUUUAUAAUAAUUCUGAUAAAAAUAAUGAACAUGUUCAUAAUGAUAGAGAAGAAAAAUCAACUAAAAAAAAGAAAAAAACAAAAAGUAAAAAAGAAACCUCUAGUCAAGAUAAUACCGAGAGGGAAUAUUUUGUUCCUCAAGGAUCUAAUGAUAAACCAGACAAAAUCUUUUCAAGUGACUCCCCAAAUGAAUUGGAGGAUACAGUUUUGUUAAAAAAGAAGAAAAAACAUAAAGUUUGUAAUAAUGAAGUGCAAUGUGCAGUCAAACAUGAUAUAACUGAUGAUGAGGGAAAUAAAAAAAGGUCAAAGAAAAAGGAUAAAAAAGUGGAUUUAUUAGAUGUUCCAGAACCAAUACUAGCUGAUAGUAGCGUCAAAGAUAAUCCUGUGCCUAAAAAGAAAAAGAAGAAAAAUAAAGAAUUAUAAAUAUUUAUUUUAUCUUUUA
This is a messenger RNA of Pieris napi, 1180 nucleotides long. Its product is annotated as PIN2/TERF1-interacting telomerase inhibitor 1. Gene Ontology annotation, molecular function: nucleic acid binding; telomerase inhibitor activity. The coding region runs from base 61 to 1161 and encodes 366 amino acids. Gene Ontology annotation, cellular component: nucleolus. Gene Ontology annotation, biological process: regulation of ribosome biogenesis. The transcript is spliced from 2 exons. The record is from RefSeq and is a predicted model, not a curated record. Lineage: Eukaryota; Metazoa; Arthropoda; Insecta; Lepidoptera; Pieridae.